Molecule: messenger RNA, 1362 nt
Organism: Durusdinium trenchii
Lineage: Eukaryota; Dinophyceae; Suessiales; Symbiodiniaceae
Source: the annotation of a GenBank genome assembly
AUGGACGCUGCGGAGUGGCGGCUGACGCGGAAGGUGCCCAUUGAUACCGCUGCUGUGGAUGGUCUGCGCGGCUUCGCGGUCUUCCACAUCAUUGUGGGGCAUCUCUUCAUAUACGUCCCCACCAAGCCGGGCGGACUCUAUUUGAUGGGUGGAGGCUCCAUGGGCCUCUUCUACAUCAUCUCAGGCUUUGUCAUGGCCGUGGGCUAUUGUCAAGUGAUGUUGGAGCGACCCAAAGGUUGUGCCUGGCUCACCUGCAUUUGCUGGCCGACCUGGGACGAUCCCAGCGAGGGGCGCUCCUAUGCGAAACUGAGCUCCUGUACCUUCUGGUUCUGGUUGACGAACAUCUUGGGGAUCAUCAUGCGAUUCUCACUCCAGAACUCGUGGGAGGUGAAUGAGUAUGAGAACAGGGUGACGUGGCUGAACGUCUUGCUGACCUUCCUGGGGCUUACGUCUUGGGUCUUCCCCUGGGACCAGAUGGGCUCCUUUCCCGUGGGCAACGAGCUCACCUGGACGAUUUCCACCAUGCUCUUCUUCUACAUCUGCUUCCCCGCCCUGGCCCCGCGGAUGCAACGAGUGCCACUUCAUCGGCUACCCAUCUUGGUGUGGACCAUGUACGUCCUGCAAGCGAUUGCCAUGUCUACAUGCACUGUGACUCUUGGCUUCCUUGUUUUCCAUGGAAGUGUUGAUACCUACUGGUUCCGUAUGACCCCGCCGCUGCGCUUGCCGAUCUUCAUCAUGGGCAUCGCCGCCGGCCUCAUUCGCGUGCAACGACAGCAGGCAGCGAUGAAGGAUGCCGACUUGGACGUGUCGCCGGUGAACCGCGGCGCGCGCCCGGAGGAACUGGACGAGGCUUGUUGCUGCUGCGCUCAAGAGCCUUGUCUUGGACCUCUGUCCCUCUUCGUGAUUUGGCUCAUCAUCACCACGUUCGCGGCAGUGCAAGGAAGUCUAGUAGGUGAAAUGCAGUUCAUCAUCAACAGACUUGCAUUGGAAGUCUUCUAUCCGAUCCUCUUCUACUAUUGGAUUCUGGCCCUCACGAAUCCUGCGAGGCAGAACGAUUGCUUGGUGCGCCUCUUCAAGAGCCGCGUGAUGCGAUUCUUGGGAGAUAUCUCGAUGUGCUGUUACAUGAUCCACCUUCUGCUCUUGGAGUUCACGGGCUACCUCGUGAAAACCAGGCAUGGAUUUCACCCUUGGUGGACCAUCCUCUCCACCCUGUUCGCGACGAUUUUGCUGGGCUGGCUCUUCACCCGCUUCUACGAGAAGCCCAUCGCCCGAUGCCUGCGGUUCUCAUCGAAGUCCGAGACCGACCAGCCUAGCAAGGCCGCCGCACCGUCGCCGCCCGCGACGGAGAUCGGAAAGCCUUAG